AUGCGAUUGGUGAACUUCCUUGCAGACGGUCCGAUUCCCGCUGCCCCUCUAUCCCCAAACUGUAUGGCCGACUCGACUGGCCUACAUACCGCCCAGUCCCGUUCAAAAGGUCUGUCUGCCCGACGGUGGGAUCAUCAGCCGAUCUGUCCGCUGCGCAGACGCCCGGUCAUGAGGCCGGUCCGACAAGAGACGACGUCUGACUGCCCGAUGGAGCUCAGGCUCGAGUCCCGCCAGUUUGAAGAACCCGAGGCUGAGGCGGUGCGAGGGCAGGAGACGAGAGAGAAUGCCCAAAUAUUAACUGGAUUUUUAGACCUCUCCUGA
Molecule: messenger RNA, 321 nt
Organism: Protopolystoma xenopodis
Lineage: Eukaryota; Metazoa; Platyhelminthes; Monogenea; Polystomatidea; Polystomatidae
Source: the annotation of a GenBank genome assembly